AUGGAGAUGGAGUCAAGAAAAGCCGGCACGGGGCCUUUUUUUCUUGUUCAAGCAAGUUUCUUCGACUGUGGUGGAUUGGCAAUUGGUACUUGCUUGUCGCACAAGUUAGGUGACGCAACCACAGUGCGCUUAAUCCUAAAAUACUGGUCUGCCAUAGCUCUUGGCCACCAUGACCAUGCCGAUAUACCAUGCUUGGAUUCGACGUCCCAAUUCCCUCCAAGAGAUUUCUCGAUCCCGUAUAGUUCUGCGGUGUUGGAAAGGACAAGGACCGUAACAAGGAGAUUCGUGUUGGAUGCAUGGAAGAUUGCAGCUCUUAAGGCUAAAGUUUCCAGCGCAAGCGUGCCGAAGCCUACUCGGGUUGAAGCCGUGUCCGCUCUAAUUUGGAGAUCAGCAAUGGCUGCAUGGAGAUCAUCAAACAAAGGGAUAGCGAAAAAAUCUGUGCUAACACACACAGUGAACAUUAGGAAAUUGGCGGAGCCGCCGUUACCUGAGAAUUCAAUGGGAAACCUGAUUGCGUUCUGGUCGGCACGAACAGAUGAAAAGUUGGAGAGUCAAAGAGACAUGAAAGGUUUAGUUGUUGAAUUGAGGAAAGGAAAGAAGAAAUUCAGUGAAAAUGAAGCAAGAAGACUUGGAAUAUUGGAAGUGAUAUCUGGGUUAAUCAAAGAGGCAGGAGAGACAAGGGGACGAGAUGAUACAAACAGCUUAAUAUUUACCAGUCUGUGCAACUUUGGAUUAUAUGAGACAGAUUUUGGGUGGGGAAAACCUAUGUGGGUUACUGUUCCUAAUCCUUCACAUAAGAACUUAGUGACAAUGAUGGACACAAGGGAUGGUGAUGGUGGAGUAGAGUUUUGGUUAUGUUUGAGUGAGGAAGAUAUGGCAUUGUUUGAACGUGAUCCUCAGCUUCUUGAAUUUGCUUUACCAAAUCCAAGUCUGUUACCCUUUGGGCCCCUCAAAUGGAGCUCUGCUCUUUAA
Ziziphus jujuba (common jujube) is the source of this 972-nucleotide messenger RNA. RefSeq names its product BAHD acyltransferase At5g47980. The coding region runs from base 1 to 972 and encodes 323 amino acids. The transcript has a single exon. The record is from RefSeq and is a predicted model, not a curated record. NCBI's taxonomy places the organism in Eukaryota, Viridiplantae, Streptophyta, Magnoliopsida, Rosales, Rhamnaceae.